This is a messenger RNA of Physella acuta, 1575 nucleotides long. RefSeq names its product nucleoprotein TPR-like. Lineage: Eukaryota; Metazoa; Mollusca; Gastropoda; Physidae. The record is from RefSeq and is a predicted model, not a curated record. Gene Ontology annotation, molecular function: protein binding.
AACUUAUGAAAAAUGUUGUUACAAAAAGUAAGGCGUGGCUAGAAGAAAAAACUGACCAAUCAUCUGUCAGCUACAUCGAGCUAUCACAAGAACUUGACACAGCAGCUACGGCCUUGUUGGAUGUUACGUCACAUAUUUCUGACGAAGACAACAAGGAUGUCAACAAACCAACGCCAUCUUUACCACAGCCUGACACACAGACAACAGAAACAUUUCUAACAGUGCAAUCACCAAGACAACUCAAGACACAAGUUCAACAUACAGCGGUUGAAGAACAUCCUGACCUAGAGCGUAGACUCGCCUAUAUUGAAACAACACUAUCUUCACUACAGGACACACAACACAAGUCUACAGAUGACAUAUCAGAAAUAAAACAAUGGAGAGACAACUUUGUAACAGAACAGAGUGACAUGACGGUAAACAUUGCACAACUGACUAAAAAACAAAAACAGAAUUUUAAAAAUCUUAGAAAACAAAUGAGUGAACAAGUAAAGGAGCUGAACAAAGAAAUUGAAAGUUUAAAAGAAAAAGAAACCAAGUCAAACAAAACACUAGAGAAACUGUCCAUAGAUAUGAAAGAAUAUGAAAACAACUCACUCAAAAUAAAUAAAGAGAUGCAAUGUCACACAGAUAAAACAGACAGCAUGACACAAGAAAUUAAAAGCCUCUCUGACUUGAUUGUUUCUAUACAAGAUGAAAAUAAUAAAAUCGUGGUCAAAACUUCAACGCAAUUUGAAAAGUUUAAAUCAAAGCACAGUGUUAUGUACAAACUCCUACAACAAAGGUUGAUGCCCAUUGACAAACUGAUUCAAAUCUAUAACCAGAACUUGGAAACUAGGGAAGAAAGAAUAAAUAAGCUGGAUGAACUUGAAAAUAUUAUUUCCAAGUUGUCCAACAAUUUUCAUCGCAUCGAGUCACGUGUAUGUAACAGAUAUGCUUGUCAUGUAGAGCUUGAUGAUCCCACACCUGUCAGUGAUGGAUCAAUUAUUUCAACAUUUAGUAAAGUACGUGAAUAUAACGGUCAACAUUUUAAUCCAACAACAGGAAAAUUUGUAUCACCACAUGAUGGUUUAUAUCUUGUUUGUGUUACUCUACAUGAAUGGGAAGAUAAACAGAUUACAGUUCGUGUGAUGGCUGGAGACAGGUUGUUUGCAGUUGUAGAUGUUAAAUUUAAUAGAACUAGCGCUGCUAGGUCAGUGGUUGUCGACAUGAAGAAAGGGGAAGAACUUUUCUUUAAAGUGUAUGCAGCAUAUAAAGGCGCAAUGUUAUCCGGCUACAGUAGUUUUACUAUUGUUAGUUUAUAGAAGUACAACACAAAACAUGGUGGAUGGUAAAUUCUCAAAACAAUAAAAUAUGUAACCAUGAUACAUAAUAAUUGAUCACAUCUACGCAUCACCUGACUGCAAUCUAAUAAAGGUCUGUGUCCCCUCUUGUGAUGUUAGUGACCACUUCCCUGUUUGUUGUACUGUUUCGCAGAAAACAUGUGUACCUUCCCGGGAACACUUCACUAUAAUUUAUCGCUCUUUUAGAAAAUUUAAUGAAAAUCUUUUUCUUGCGGAUUUAUUGGCUGCCCCC